AUGGAAGGUGUUCAUUUUCUUAUAAACACUCUUGCCAUAUUGGCAUUUGCAACCUUCCUUGUCUCUGCCUCUGACUCUAGCCCUCUUCAGGACUUCUGUGUAGCACUUAAUGACACCAAAUCUGCUGUGUUUGUGAAUGGGAAAUUCUGCAAGGACCCAAAGCUUGCCAAUGUAGAUGAUUUCUUCUUUUCUGGGCUCCAAAUUGCAAGAAGCACACAAAAUCCACUUGGUUCAACAGUGACAGCCGUGAAUGUGGACCAAAUAGCAGGACUGAACACUCUUGGUAUAUCCCUGGCUCGCAUAGACUUUGCACGAAAUGGCCUAAACCCUCCUCAUACUCACCCUCGUGCCACCGAAAUCCUUUUAGUCUUGGAAGGAACACUCUAUGUUGGUUUCGUCACAUCGAAUGCCGAUAAUAAUCGCCUAUUCACUAAAGUGUUGAACAAGGGAGAUGUGUUUGUGUUCCCAAUUGGCCUCAUUCACUUCCAACUCAAUGUGGGAGAAGGUAACGCUGUAGCCCAAGCUGCCCUCAGCAGUCAGAACCCAGGAGUGAUCACCAUUGCAAAUGCAGUUUUUGGUUCCGACCCUCCCAUCAAUCCUGAGGUUCUAGCCCAGGCCUUCCAAGUGGACAACAAGGCGGUUGAGUAUCUCCAGAAACAAUUCUGGUACGACAACAAUAAUUAG
Messenger RNA from Prunus avium (sweet cherry), 684 nucleotides. RefSeq names its product germin-like protein subfamily 1 member 11. NCBI's taxonomy places the organism in Eukaryota, Viridiplantae, Streptophyta, Magnoliopsida, Rosales, Rosaceae. The record is from RefSeq and is a predicted model, not a curated record. Gene Ontology annotation, molecular function: manganese ion binding.